Molecule: messenger RNA, 866 nt
Organism: Calliphora vicina (urban bluebottle blowfly)
Lineage: Eukaryota; Metazoa; Arthropoda; Insecta; Diptera; Calliphoridae
Exons: 2
Coding region: 42-866 (274 amino acids)
Source: RefSeq, a predicted model, not a curated record
AUAGUGUAAAGAGUAAUACAUUUCAAAAAGCAUUUCUAACAAUGGAAAUGCAUCAAAUCAAGAAUAUUCUACUACUACGCGUCUUCAUAAUUCAAUUGGCCAUAUGCAGUUGUAAUAAUAAUUGCAAUAAUGCAUUUCAAUCUAAUCUGCGAUUUAAAAGAGGCUCUACAAUACAUUACUCUACAAUUCGUCACCUGCUACCAUUAAUGCCCCACAUGUCAUAUCAUACCAAUGUACACAAUAUGCCGAAAAAUGCUAUAUAUUGUACAAAACCACUAAACUCUGAUACAGAGCGUUAUAAUUUUUUACAAAAAUACUAUUCAGCCAUACGAGGUAAACCCGAUUAUUAUGUUGAUAAAUUAGAGUGCAUCUAUCCCAGGGCGACAGAGUUUCCAGAAACGGGUAUUGAAAAACCAUUAACAGACAUUCAUGAAGUAAUCAAAGCCAUGCAAACAGAAUCAAAGAACUUCAGGGAAUUUUCAGAUAAAAUCCACAGGGGUGAAUAUCCAGAACCAUAUAAAAGCAUAGAUGUGGAUGGUUUGAUUGAUGAACUUCUCAUCGAUAUUUUGCAUUAUAAGCCAGAUCGUUUGGGUGCAUUAGAAAGAUCUGCUCCAAAUGGUGUAAUUUGUGAACAUAUAAAAUUUAACGAAACAAAUAAAGUGGGCAAUGUUUUGGAAAUCGAAAGACCUAUAUGUUAUGCAGCACGAAGGCCACCAAUACCAACAACAACUUCACCUACCAUAAAAAAUAUUCCAACUUUAAGAACUGUUACUAAAAGUGAUGAGGCAGAAUUCUUGAACAAGGCAUGUUAUAUUCUUUGUCAUACAGGCCUAAUAUAUCAAAUAUUACCUUGCUGCAGACGAUAG